Messenger RNA from Jaculus jaculus (lesser Egyptian jerboa), 2737 nucleotides. RefSeq names its product ERCC excision repair 2, TFIIH core complex helicase subunit (gene Ercc2). The transcript is spliced from 24 exons. Gene Ontology annotation, biological process: positive regulation of mitotic recombination; nucleotide-excision repair; transcription by RNA polymerase II. Gene Ontology annotation, molecular function: DNA helicase activity; hydrolase activity, acting on acid anhydrides, in phosphorus-containing anhydrides; damaged DNA binding. Gene Ontology annotation, cellular component: nucleus. NCBI's taxonomy places the organism in Eukaryota, Metazoa, Chordata, Mammalia, Rodentia, Dipodidae. Bases 27 to 2309 code for a protein of 760 amino acids. The record is from RefSeq and is a predicted model, not a curated record.
GGAGGCUAGCUGCCGCCGCUGUCGCCAUGAAGCUCAACGUGGACGGGCUGCUGGUGCACUUCCCGUACGACUACAUCUACCCGGAGCAGUUCUCGUACAUGCUGGAGCUGAAGCGCACGCUGGACGCCAAGGGCCAUGGAGUUCUGGAAAUGCCCUCAGGCACUGGGAAGACCGUGUCCCUGCUAGCCUUGAUCAUGGCCUACCAGCGGGCGUAUCCUCUGGAGGUGACCAAACUCAUCUACUGCUCCAGGACGGUGCCAGAGAUCGAGAAGGUCAUUGAAGAGCUGCGCAAGUUGCUUAAUUUCUACGAGAAGCAGGAGGGCGAGAAGCUACCAUUUUUGGGACUGGCCCUGAGCUCCCGCAAGAACCUCUGCAUUCACCCAGAGGUGACACCUCUGCGCUUUGGGAAGGACGUUGAUGGGAAGUGCCACAGCCUCACAGCCUCCUACGUGCGGGCGCAGUACCACCAGGAUGCUAGCCUGCCCCACUGCCGCUUCUACGAGGAGUUUGAUGCCCACGGUCGCCAGGUGCCGCUGCCUGCAGGCAUCUACAACCUGGAUGACUUGAAGGCCCUGGGCCAGCGGCAGGGAUGGUGUCCAUACUUCUUGGCCCGCUACUCGAUCCUGCAUGCCAACGUGGUGGUUUACAGUUAUCAUUACCUCUUGGACCCCAAGAUUGCAGACCUGGUGUCUAAGGAGCUGGCCCGCAAGGCUGUUGUGGUCUUUGAUGAGGCCCACAACAUUGAUAACGUCUGCAUCGACUCCAUGAGCGUCAAUCUCACCCGCAGGACCCUGGACCGUUGCCAGGGCAACCUGGACACGCUGCAGAAGACGGUGCUCAGAAUCAAGGAGACAGACGAGCAGCGGCUGCGCGAGGAAUACAGGCGCCUGGUGGAGGGGCUGCGGGAGGCCAGCAUCGCCAGGGAGACCGACGCCCACCUGGCCAACCCUGUGCUGCCCGACGAGGUGCUGCAGGAGGCGGUGCCAGGCUCCAUCCGCACGGCCGAGCACUUCCUGGGCUUCCUGCGGCGGCUGCUGGAGUACGUCAAGUGGCGGCUGCGCGUGCAGCACGUGGUGCAGGAGAGCCCCCCCGCCUUCCUCGGCGGCCUGGCCCAGCGCGUGUGCAUCCAGCGCAAGCCGCUCAGGUUCUGUGCCGAACGCCUCCGCUCCCUGCUGCACACCCUGGAGAUCGCCGACCUGGCUGACUUCUCCCCACUCACCCUCCUCGCCAACUUUGCCACACUUGUCAGUACCUACGCCAAGGGCUUUACCAUCAUCAUUGAACCCUUUGACGACAGGACGCCCACCAUUGCCAACCCCAUCCUGCACUUCAGCUGCAUGGAUGCCUCCCUGGCCAUCAAGCCCGUGUUCGAGCGCUUCCAGUCCGUCAUCAUCACCUCUGGGACGCUGUCCCCACUGGACAUCUACCCCAAGAUCCUGGACUUCCACCCUGUCACCAUGGCAACCUUCACCAUGACGCUGGCGCGGGUCUGCCUCUGCCCCAUGAUCAUCGGCCGAGGUAACGACCAGGUGGCCAUCAGCUCCAAAUUUGAGACCCGAGAAGAUAUCGCUGUGAUCCGCAACUAUGGCAACCUCUUGCUGGAGAUGUCAGCUGUGGUCCCCGAUGGCAUCGUGGCUUUCUUCACCAGCUACCAGUACAUGGAAAGCACCGUGGCCUCCUGGUACGAGCAGGGCAUCCUGGAGAACAUCCAGAGAAACAAGCUGCUCUUCAUCGAGACCCAGGACGGAGCCGAGACCAGUGUGGCCCUGGAGAAGUACCAGGAGGCAUGCGAGAAUGGCCGCGGAGCCAUCCUGCUGUCGGUGGCGCGGGGCAAGGUGUCCGAGGGCAUCGACUUCGUGCACCACUUCGGGCGAGCUGUGAUCAUGUUUGGCGUCCCCUACGUCUACACCCAGAGCCGCAUCCUCAAGGCGCGGCUGGAGUACCUGCGGGACCAGUUCCAGAUCCGCGAGAACGACUUCCUCACCUUCGACGCCAUGCGCCACGCCGCCCAGUGUGUGGGACGCGCUAUCAGGGGCAAGACGGACUACGGGCUCAUGGUCUUCGCCGACAAGCGGUUUGCCAGGGCUGACAAGCGCGGGAAGCUGCCCCGCUGGAUCCAGGAGCACCUGACAGAUGCCAACCUCAACCUGACGGUGGAUGAGGGCGUCCAGGUCGCCAAGUACUUCCUGAGGCAGAUGGCACAGCCCUUCCACCGGGAGGACCAGCUGGGCCUGUCCUUGCUCAGCCUGGAGCAGCUGCAGUCUGAGGAGACGCUGAAGCGGAUCGAGCAAAUAGCACAGCAGCUCUGAGCAAGGAGGUGGGGCAAGAAACAAGUGACCCCCAGGAACACCAGCUCGGGCUCCAGGAAGGACUCAUGGGCACUGGGUUUGAGAUGUCUCACGGAGAAGAUGGGAGCCGCGGAAGGUUCUUGAACCUUCUUCUUGCCAACCUCACCCAGCACUCACCCUGCUGUGCCCGCCACACCCUCGCCUCUGAGCCUGGACACCAGCCUCUCACUUCCCCGCCGGAUGGACUCCCGGAGCUUGGAGAAGGAGCUGCUCCGCCGCAGGACCUGGAGAGCAUGCCAGGGGCACCACUGGGUCCCCCGCCCAGGCCCGUGACGGCCCCAGCCCCUCUGAGCUGCAGCCCAGGCCACACCUCCUCACCUGCUGCUCUGCGUCCCCAGUCGGGCCUUUGCUGGGGGCUCCUGGGGGGACAGAGGGGACAUGGAAGUGGG